CACGAGCAAAUCUAAUGAACCGGCAUUACUUCGAAGUUUGCAGUGGUACGGGAAGGAGUGUUUCGGUGUCGAGGGGUGCAAAGUAAUUGGUGUGAGAAGAUAGUAGAGAAAUUUUGCCUGUUUCGGGUACUGAGAUUGGUCACGGGAUAUUUUACAGACCUUGACACGACAUGGCUCCCAACACAAAGUCUGAGGUUGCCGGACCAGGCGAUGGUUAUGAUGAAAGUAGUGAAAGCCGUUCCGUAGUGAAGGAAAUUCUUUACGAAGGCAAUUACUACGAUGUCACAAACUUUAUUAAAAGACAUCCCGGAGGCUCCAUUAUCGAAUACUAUGUCGCACAUGGUGAAGAUGCAACCCACGCGAUGCAACAGUUUCACCAACGUUCCUCCAAAAAGAUUAGGUUGAUGCUGCAGUCGUUUAAGAAGCGUCCAGCAACUGAUAGACGCAUGAUUCUUGGAGAGGAGAAGCUCAAACGACACCAAGCACUCACCGAAGACUUUAACAAACUGUACCUCGAGUUGGAAAAGGAGGGCAUGUUCCGACCGUCCUAUGUCCACAAUAUUUAUCGCAUUUCUGAAAUUAUCGCAAUCGGAUAUGUCGGAUAUUUGCUCCUCUUUUCACAAUCCUACUUGAUCAAACUUCUUGGCUGCUUGCUACUCGGACUCGCACAAGGACGAAGUGGAUGGGUUCAACAUGAAAGUGGACAUCACUCACUUACCGGAAACCCAAAAGCGGAUCGACUUAUUCACGCAGUCAUUUUUGGUUUGGGGCUCGGGCUUUCUUCAACUUGGUGGGCGAGAGGACAUAAUCGACAUCACGCCAUGCCCCAAAGGCUCAAACAUGACGUUGAUCUCGACACGAUGCCAUUAAUUGCCUACAACGCAAGAGUGGUCAGCAAGAAGGAGAAAGGAAAAUCCUUCCUUAUUCAGAACCAGAUUUACUUAUUUUUGACCCUGGACACCCUGUUGGGAACUCUUGCUUGGCAAUUAUACCUUCACCCCAAGUACGUUUUAAAGCAUGGCUAUUAUCUGCAAGCAAUAUCCAUCUUUGGGCAUUACGUGCUUGCAUAUCAGUGCGGAUUUCUUCCUUGGUUGAUAUCAACGUGGGCCUUGUCCGCCUAUCUGUUCGGAAACUUUGCCCUGUCGCACACUUUUCUUCCAGUGACUGAAGAUGUCACUCAUUGGGUCGAGUAUUCACUCCUGCACACUGCAGAUGUCGAACAGCGACCCUGGUGUAAUUGGUGGAUGGGAUACUUAAAUUAUCAGAUUGAGCAUCACUUGUUCCCAACAAUGCCACAAUUUCGGCACCCUUUAAUCAAGGACAGGGUUAAAGCACUGGCUGAAAAGCACAACAUUAAAUAUUACGUGUAUUCGUACAAAGAAGCAGUUUAUCGGACCUUUAAAAAUUUGUCAGAUGUUUCAGAACAGCUUAAAGAAGCUUGAGAAUGAGUAUUCGAGACGUGUACUUAUAAAUCGGAAAGUAAAAUACCAUGAAGAAAUUAAUUGUUUGUUUUUUUAAUAAAAAAAUAUUUAAGACGUAAUUAAUUAGUUUAAAACAUUUAUUAUUAUAAUUGCAUUUGCAUACUAACGAUUUUAGCUUAUAUAGAUUAUCUUUCUCUUAAUGAUUUUUGAUGUAAUUACUCAUUUUUUAAAUGAAGACCGAGAUUUUGUUUCGA
Folsomia candida is the source of this 1675-nucleotide messenger RNA. RefSeq names its product acyl-lipid (8-3)-desaturase. Bases 171 to 1442 code for a protein of 423 amino acids. Gene Ontology annotation, molecular function: oxidoreductase activity, acting on paired donors, with oxidation of a pair of donors resulting in the reduction of molecular oxygen to two molecules of water; heme binding. Lineage: Eukaryota; Metazoa; Arthropoda; Collembola; Entomobryomorpha; Isotomidae. Gene Ontology annotation, biological process: lipid metabolic process. The record is from RefSeq and is a predicted model, not a curated record. The transcript is spliced from 10 exons. Gene Ontology annotation, cellular component: membrane.